GUUUCAGCAUAAGAAGGCACGCUUGGAAAAAGGGAAGAUACAACGAGGCUUUCAUCCAACUCAAACAAAAGGAGGCUUUCAUGGAUUCCCUCUCCCUCUAUGAGAUCUCCUGCUUCGCGGCUGGUUUUGCAGGCAACCUUUUCGCCUUCGCUCUGUUCCUGUCACCUGUACCGACCUUCAAGAGGAUCAUGAAAGCCAAAUCGACGGAGCAGUUCGAUGGGCUCCCCUACCUGCUGUCCCUACUCAACUGCUUCAUCUGCCUGUGGUAUGGCCUCCCCUGGGUCUCCGACGGCAGGCUCCUUGUCGCCACCGUCAACGGCACCGGAGCAGCGUUCCAGCUCGCCUACAUUUCCCUCUUCUUCAUCUACGCCGACAGCAGGAAGACAAGGCUUAAGAUCACAGGGCUCCUUGUGCUCAUGGUUUGCGGGUUUGCGCUUGUCGCGUUCUCCAGUCUCACUUGCUUCGAUCAGCGGAUGCGGCAGCGGUUCGUUGGCGUCGUGAGCAUGGUGUCGCUCAUCUCCAUGUUUGCUUCCCCACUAGCUGUUAUGGGCGUGGUGAUUCGGACGGAGUGCGUCGAGUUCAUGCCCUUCUACCUGUCCCUCUCUACGCUGCUGAUGAGCGCCUCUUUCGCGAUAUAUGGGUUUCUGCUGCGUGAUUUCUUCAUCUAUUUACCUAACGGGCUUGGAGUUGUCCUGGGAGCAACGCAGCUGGGACUGUACGCUUACUACAGCAGGAAAUGGAGAUGCAAGGACUCAUCUGCGCCGUUGCUUGGCUGAUCAAAAGUUCAAAACUCAAGUGACCAAUCAUUGGUCUUGGCUAGGUUAGGAAGAGUGGGUGGGGCUUCUGUAGGAGAGUAAUGCAUCACCUGUUUUACCUAGUUGGUGCUGAUUCUGUUUGUACAGCUUUGCUGGCUUAUGACUCUGUCCAUAUGUUGUUUUCUUGGAAAGAAUACAAAAGGGGAAAUAUUUGAACUGA
Molecule: messenger RNA, 975 nt
Organism: Lolium rigidum
Lineage: Eukaryota; Viridiplantae; Streptophyta; Magnoliopsida; Poales; Poaceae
Product: bidirectional sugar transporter SWEET2b-like
Exons: 6
Coding region: 81-776 (231 amino acids)
Biological process (GO): carbohydrate transport
Cellular component (GO): membrane
Molecular function (GO): sugar transmembrane transporter activity
Source: RefSeq, a predicted model, not a curated record